ACAUCGUAAAUUGAAACAGGCGUUAUAAAUUGGGACGGAGGUAGUAUAUUGUAGAGGCACUAACUAGUGGAGUACAAUUAGGUACCCCUACAAAAUGAACAAGACUCCACUCGUUCGGGUCGGACUACCGGUUGAGCAGCAUUCCGACCAUGGCAACGGCUAUAUCUUCGGCACUAUUUCCUCACACUCCCCUUAAUCCAUCCCUCUUUCCCUCUAAAUCUCGAACGCCGCCUCUGUGUUUCCGGAACGAUAAGCUGUUAAUACGCGAAAUUUCCCCGCUCCGGCCUCCGCUCACGGCGAGACCGCCGUCGUGCACCAGCCCCGACGCCACCGCCGCUGACGAAUCGUUAGGAAUCGACGCUCUUCAUCGCUUCAUCCGACUAAAUACCGGCAAAUGGACAGGCUCUUUCAAUCAAUUUGACAGUCACGGGGAAUUGCUGCACACUGUUAGCACGAAGCUUGCAGUGGGAUCUUAUGGGGAAGAUGAACUCAUCAGCUUAAUUCAAACGUUAUAUAUCAGACAACCUCAAUCUACAACUUCAGUAUCAGAGGACAAUUACGAAACAGAAUGGUUUGAGUACAAAAUUAAAGAGACCAAUAUGUUUACGGUGGACAAAUAUCAACAGAUAGGCUUUUUCCCAGAGGACAAGGCAUUUGCAUUGAGAUAUCAAACAGCCGGCAUGUUAGAAACGGUUUUGAGACAAGGAGUGUUAGGUGAAGAUGAUACUGAAGAAGAGUCACCAAGAAACCUAAAGAUACCAUCUAAAAAGCCUUCUGUGGUGUGUGAGAGUUGUCUUUAUUCACUAGAGAAAGACAUGCGAGUAAGAGCAUUUCAUAUCAUGGACCCAAAAGGUAUCCUUGAAAUGCUUCUAGUUUUCCUAGAAGAAAGAGGUGGUAGAGAGGGUACCCCUCCUACCUUUGACACAUCUAAGGAUGAAGCAAACAGGAUUUUGCCGCAUGUUGGGAGAUGGAAAGGUCACUCUGUCACAAAGCGUACUGGCGUGUAUGGAGCAACCAUACAGGAAGCAGAUACAAUGGCCUUGUUUGAAAUGAACAAGGAUGGUCACCUAAUCCAGGAUAUCACAUCCACACUUUUAGGGACUGAUGCUACCACUAAUGUGCAUUGGACUGGUACCGUAUCUGGCAAUGAGGUCUCAUUUGAUGGCGGUUUCCAGUUUAUCUUGUUGCCUGGUGGCAUGUACAUGGGGUGUCCAUCUGAUAUAGCGAAAAGCGUGAAGGAUUCCAAGUCCUUUCAUCUGGAGCUGUGUUGGCUUGACUCGCUGGCUCAAAAGAGACAGAGACUUGUCCGAACUUUUGACGUGCAAGGCCUAGUUGUAUCAUCAACAUACUUCUUUGAGACAAAACUGUGAGUGGUUUCUUCAUGAUCUCUCAUCUACAAGAGUUUACCCCAAUUCUUUCAUUUUGUCCACACACACAUAGAUUCUUGAAUCUAUGUCUGUGAAUUUAUGUCCUUAAGAACCAAAAGAAGAUUGGGUCACGUUUAUUAAAUCAACUCCAGACAUCUAAAAGACUAAAAAAAUCAAAAGAAAAACUUACAUUAUGAUUCAAAGAUUUUGAAAAUCUGAUGUUAUGGUUACAGUGCAAUAGUCUUAUUUUGUGGGAUAAAACCAUAGAAUUCCUAUUUCGAGCCAAAUUGUUGCAGUGCAUUAGUUGUAUUUUGGGAUAAAACCACAGAAGAGUCAUAUUUCGAGCAUAUAGUCUAUGGUUUGGUCAUAGC
Cuscuta campestris is the source of this 1738-nucleotide messenger RNA. The record is from the annotation of a GenBank genome assembly. NCBI's taxonomy places the organism in Eukaryota, Viridiplantae, Streptophyta, Magnoliopsida, Solanales, Convolvulaceae.